Molecule: messenger RNA, 1230 nt
Organism: Penicillium brevicompactum
Lineage: Eukaryota; Fungi; Ascomycota; Eurotiomycetes; Eurotiales; Aspergillaceae
Exons: 3
Coding region: 1-1230 (409 amino acids)
Source: RefSeq, a predicted model, not a curated record
AUGAAACGCAACAAAAACCACCAUUCUCGCAUGGCACAGCUUGUGCGGUCUUUGGAGACAAUGAAAGCAGGCUUUAGCGCGACAAUGCAUGCCAUUGAGACGUUUUCCCAGACCACCCACGAGUUUGCGAAACUCAGCAUUGCAGAUAAUGCCGCAUAUGCUUCUAGCACAAGACCUUCCACCCUGCAACGAAGCGCAGGUCAUCGCAAAGUACUGAAUUGGUCAGCCAAAAUCAGGAAAUACUAUCCUCAUCCUGCUGCCGGCGCCCGAGUCUUCAAGAAUAGCGGGCUCUCUCUUGGGUCUGAAUUGCUCUUGUCACAAGGAACCCACGGAGACGAGAAUGCAACCCAGCUUGAACAUUUAAACUCGACGAGGAAGGAUUCCUUAGAAGAUUCUUGCCAUACCUCGGAGCGCCCAAGGGCAAAUUUUGGAUGUCUUCCUGAUGGUGCUUCACUUGGGAUCUCAAACCAUUCAAAUAAAGAGAAAGAAAGAAGAGCCGAACAGGACGGCGCGGACUGUCAAAAAGGUCAACAGAAGACUAAAGAGAAACAAGCAGCAUAUGCCCGAGAGCAUUACCUGAGAAACAAAGAGAAAAUGAAGUUACAAAUUCGAGCAUACAGGCAGAAGUAUUACCUGGAAAACAAAGCCAAGAUCGCCGCACAAGGACAAGAAUAUCGACAGAUAAACAAAGCCAAGAUAAGGGAAUAUCAACGAGAAUAUCGACAAAAGAACAAAGCCAAGAUAAUCGCACAAGAACGAGAAAACUACCAUAAGAACAAAGCCAAGAUCGCCGCACAACGACGAGAAAGCUACCAUAAGAACAAAGCCAAGAUAAGGGUACAACGUCAUGAAUUUCGACAGAUAAACAAAUCCAAGAUAAGGGAAUAUCAACGAGAAUAUCGACAAAAGAACAAAGCCAAGAUAAUCGUACAAGAACGAGAAUGGCGACAAAAGAACCAAGCCAAGAUCGCCACACAACGACGAGAGAAUCAACAAAAGAACAAAGCCAAGAUCGCCGCACAAAAACGAGAAUGGCGACAAAAGAACAAAGCCAAGAUCGCCGCGCAAAAACGAGAAUGGCAACAAAAGAACAAGGCCAAGAUCGCCGCACGACAACGGGAGUAUCGACAAAAAAAGAAAGCCAAGAUAGUAGCAUACCACUCGAAUCAUCAAGAGAAGAAGAAGAAGAAGAAGAAGAAGAAGAAGAAGAAAAAGCAAAGAUACAAAUAA